Molecule: messenger RNA, 3425 nt
Organism: Trichomycterus rosablanca
Lineage: Eukaryota; Metazoa; Chordata; Actinopteri; Siluriformes; Trichomycteridae
Gene: msh4
Product: mutS homolog 4
Exons: 21
Coding region: 74-2884 (936 amino acids)
Biological process (GO): reciprocal meiotic recombination; mismatch repair
Cellular component (GO): nucleus
Molecular function (GO): ATP binding; mismatched DNA binding; ATP-dependent DNA damage sensor activity
Source: RefSeq, a predicted model, not a curated record
UUCUGUUUCAUUCAACAAUAGUUACAUUUCUGCCAUGAAAUUAGUGAGUAGAGGAAGAAAACUAGAUGAUUAAAUGUUGCGUAGUAGCACUGAGGAGGUAACGGUCGGUUAUAGUUCAGACGGCGGAACAUGCAGCUGGUCCUCCACAGACCAGCAGUACAGCGGAGCGGCUUCUCGUCUACAGAGAGAUGUAGCAGUGAGCCUGUCAUCCCUGCCCUCCACAAACCGAUCAGACUGUAUCAGCACCGGCUCCGCUCCCUCAUCCACCUCCGCUAAUGCUAAUGCUACCACUGAAACUGCUGCUGUUCAGCCGUACCAAACACCUGCUGUAACAGGUAACACAAGGUCCCAGUGUUACAAUGGUGUGAAUAGAACAAGCUCUAGUUCUUCAUGGACCAGUGGUGUUUAUCGCUCACUAUGCCGGAGUUCAAGCACUCCACAUCUCAGGAGAACUCCAGGCUCAGCCUCUCGUGGACCAGCACUUCUAAGAGAAAUUAACAUGACAACUUCCUCAUCUGCAACUGUGUGCCAUGCUGCAUCUGUGAUCGUGGCUGUGGUUGAGGGUCGUGGGUUGGCCAGAGGAGAGAUUGGCAUGGCCAGUAUCAACAUGAAAUCCCCUGAAUUGGUCCUGUCCCAGUUUGCAGACACUGGAACUUAUGCCAAGGUAAUUACCAAACUUCAUAUCCUGAUGCCACUUGAGAUUCUGAUGCCAGACACUGCUUGUGACAAAGGCCAAGCAACCAAACUCUACAACCUCGUCACUGAGAACUUUCCGUCUGUAGCAUUCAGUGCUAUUCAGAGGAAGUACUUUAAUGAAAGGAAAGGAUUGGAAUACAUCCAGCAGCUUUCUGCUCCUGAGUUCAACACUGUUCUAAUGGAUGUACAAACCAAAUACUACUGUCUGGCAGCUGCAGCUGCUCUUCUUAAGUACUUUGAGUUCAUCCAGAACUCUGUCUAUGCUCCCAAGUCUCUGAAAGUGAGCUUCACAGGCAGUGAGCAAACAGCUAUGAUUGACACUUUGUCAGCCAGUCACCUGGAGCUAGUGAUUAACAACAGGGACCACAGGAGUGAACACACUCUGCUUGGUGUCCUGAACUACACCAAAACACCAGGUGGUGAGAGGAGGCUUCGCGCUAACAUUCUGGAGCCUCUGUUGGAUGUUGACACUAUUAAUACACGACUGGACACCAUACAGGAACUGUUGCAGGAUGAGGAACUCUUCUAUGGUCUCAAGAGUGCAAUUGCACACUUCUUAGAUAUAGAUCAGCUGCUUUCUGCUUUGGUGCAGCUCUCUAAGCAAGAGACGGUGGAAGUGGCUGAAGCGAAAAUAAUGCAUGUCAUUCAGCUAAAACACUCUCUAGAGCUGAUUGCACCACUUAAGAUGGCACUAAAGGAAGCUAAAACAGCUUUGCUAAAAGCAUAUUACACUUCACUAGAAGACAGCAGGUUUGUCAGCAUUUUGGAUCACAUCAAAACAGUGAUUAAUGAUGACACCACCUACAUGAAAGGCAGUUUAAACCUGCGCACUCAGAAGUGCUAUGCUGUGCGUCCUAAUGUCAAUGAAUUCCUAGAUAUUGCAAGACGAGCCUACACUGAGGUCGUGGAUGACAUAGCAGGAUUAGUAAAUCAGCUCGGAGAGAAGUACGGCCUGCCUCUGCGCACUAGUUUCAAUUCUGCUCGUGGUUUCUUUAUCCAAAUGAGGCUGGAGGGUGUUGGCUUGCCUGAUGGUCAGCUUCCAGGAGAGUUUAUUAAAGUAACUAGACAGAAAAACAAUUACAGCUUCACCACUUUAGACCUGAUGAAGAUGAAUGAUCGCUGUGAUGAAGCCCUGAAGGAGAUCUUUCACAUGUCUUACAUGGUGGUGUGCCGUUUACUGAAUGGAGUAUAUGAACAGAUUCACUGUUUGUAUAAGCUGUCUGAUGCUGUGUCCAUGCUAGACAUGCUGCUCUCCCUGGCCAAUGUUUGCACAAUCUCUGAUUAUGUGCGCCCUGAGUUUACUGACACUAUGGCAAUAAAACAAGGUCGCCAUCCUAUCCUGGAGCGCAUUGGUGGCCAGCAGCCUAUCCCUAACAACAGCUAUAUCUCAGAGGGAAGCAACUUUGUAAUAAUCACAGGGCCCAACAUGAGUGGCAAAUCCACCUACCUUAAACAGGUUGCCCUCUGCCAAAUUAUGGCUCAGAUAGGAUCAUUUGUGCCUGCUGAGUAUGCUUCCUUCCGAGUGGCUGAUCAGAUAUUCACCAGAAUUGGAGUAGACGAUGAUUUUGAGACCAACUCCUCAACUUUUAUGGUUGAGAUGAGGGAGGUGGCAUACAUAAUACAUAAUGCAAGUGAGAGAUCACUUAUCAUUAUUGAUGAGCUGGGACGUGGCACUAGUGCUGAAGAGGGUAUUGGCAUAUGCCACUCAGUUUGUGAGUUUCUCAUCAAUCUGAAGGCAUUUACUCUGUUUGCCACCCACUUUCUGGAGCUGUGUAAUUUGGAGACGCUUUAUCCCAAUGUGGAGAACCAUCACAUGAAGGUUCAGCACAUGCGUGACAGUAAAAACAGCACAGAUAGUGUGGUGUACACAUACCUUCUGACCCGAGGCUUUUUUGAGGAACGCAACUAUGGUAUAAAAGCAGCAGAGAUUACAUCAUUUCCACCAUCCAUCAUCCAGGAGGCCAAGUCUAUUGCAGCAAAAGUCAGCCAAAAGUUAUGGGCCAAGCAUAACAGUGAUCCAACUACCCUGCGACAAAGAGCAGUGUAUCAUCUUGCCACCAGAUUGUUGCAGACGGCUCGAAACUCCAGGCUGGAUCCGGAUAGUUUGCGGCUCUAUCUGAAGGGUUUAAAAAAACACUAUGAGGCUGAGUUAAAGGAAGGUUUACAGUGCAUAACCAUGGAGCAGUAAAGCACUUCACAUACAGACUGAUGAAAAUGGCCUGGCUUUGAGUUGAACUUCUCUAAUUAGCAAACCCAGUAUUACAGCCAGUAACUGAGCAAAAAUAUGUUGUAUUAGUCAAUUGUUUAUACUUAAAAUUUUAGGCCAGAUUGUUUAUUUUCUGGUAGUAUUAAGGAAGAGAAAUAGUUAGCCUGAUAAGCAAGUGACUGUCUGGAGACCAUAAAUAACUUAAUGUAUUGCACUGAUAACGUAGUUUUUGUGUGUGUUGUAGUUAGCUUUUUCUGUAGAUUGUUGUUUAGUGAACAAAGGUUUUCAAACUCAGUUUUCAUGAGACUUUUAGACUUUUACAAACCAUUAAUAUGAAGUUCUACUUAGUUAUUUUCCUGUAUUGUCUUUAAUCUUAUUGCAGUUUUAUAUUCCUAGACUAUUUUUUAUUGUGGACACUGAUUGUAAUUGUCCAGCAUAAACGUGUGAGUAGAUGUCAAAUUGGGAUGCAAGUGAAUGCUCCAAAAAUAUGCUCCAAACAUAAAAACUAUACUAUUUACAAAUA